CAGCGAGGACCUCUUGUCAAGCACCGCGGCGUUGGUCAGCGAGGCUGGAGGCUGGGGGGCGGGGUGGGCUGGCCGGCCCGAGCGCAGAAAGAGCUCAGCGAGGAUGCAUGGAGAUGGUGUAAUGUGGGGCAAGAGGGAGGCCGACCGACACUGGAGGAAUCUUGAAGAAGGUUUACAACAUUGACCUCAUGCAUCUAUUGUGACAACGUGAGUCACUAGCAUGUUCCAUCAUCACUGUAGAAGAAAUCCAGAACUGCAGCAAGAACUGCAAAUCCAAAAUGCUGUUGCAGCUGGUGAUGUUCAUACUGUGCGCAAGAUGUUGGAGCAAGGCUAUUCUCCUAAUGGUCGAGAUGCUAAUGGAUGGACACUACUCCAUUUCUCUGCAGCUAGAGGCAAGGAGAGAUGUGUUCGAGUGUUUUUAGAGCAUGGAGCUGAUCCCACUGUUAAAGAUUUAAUUGGAGGCUUCACUGCUUUGCAUUACGCAGCCAUGCACGGCCGAGCACGAAUUGCACGGUUGAUGUUGGAAUCUGAACACAGACCUGAUAUUAUUAAUGCUAAAAGCAACGAUGGAUGGACUCCUCUUCAUGUGGCUGCCCAUUAUGGCAGGGAUUCAUUUGUGAAGCUUUUGCUGGAAUUUAAAGCUGAAGUUGACCCGCUCAGUGACAAAGGCACAACGCCACUUCAGUUGGCUAUCAUCAGAGAACGCUCAAGCUGCGUGAAAAUUCUUUUGGACCACAAUGCCAAUAUUGAUAUUCAGAAUGGUUUCUUGUUACGAUAUGCAGUGAUCAAAAGCAACCACUCUUACUGUCGAAUGUUCCUUCAAAGAGGAGCAGACACAAACCUUGGGCGCUUGGAGGAUGGACAAACACCAUUACAUUUAUCUGCGCUGAAAGAUGAUGUGCUUUGUGCAAGGAUGUUACAUAACUAUGGUGCAGAUUGUAAUACAAGGAACUAUGAAGGGCAGACUCCCCUGGCUGUCUCUGUUAGUCUAUCUGGAACUAGCAGACCCUGUCUGGAUUUCUUGCAGGAAGUUACAAGACAGCCUAGAAAUUUGCAGGAUCUGUGCCGAAUUAAAAUCCGACAAUGUAUAGGCUUGCAGAAUUUGAAAGGACUGGAGUCACUCCCUCUUGCAAAAGUUAUGAAAGACUAUUUGAAGCACAAGUUUGAUGACAUCUGAAUGUUAAAAUUUGAAGUCUUGAGGGUUUGCAGUAGGCACGGCCUUGCCCCAAGUACAUUCUAUGCAAUUCCCAAUUUGAUGAAAUUGAAAGUCAAUGCGGGUGUCUGUACCUCUCUGAAUUUAAGAACUUAUUUGUCACAGUAGGUCCACUCCAGGAGAAUCUCUUCACUUCCAAGCAAAUGCUCAAAACUAACAUACUUAACUCUUUGAUUUAGUAAAGUUCAAAACGUUUCAUUAUUUCCUCCCUCUCAAUUCGACCUUUUCAACACAUGGUUUUUGCUUUAACAUAUUGAUGAUCAAAUUCACUCAACUGAAGCAGGUGACAUUUGAAUGAUAGUGGUCAUGGAAUAAGUAAAUACUUGGUAUAUCUAUAAAUUUGUAUCAAAAUUGAUCAAAAUCAAAUUUGAAAUGUGAAACAAAAGUGGAAAAAAGUUGAAUUAGUAUCUACAUAAUGUACACUUGACAAAUGUUUAGUAAAAGGGAGAACUGAGAGUGAAAUAAAAAAAAUCCUUGAGGAAAUAGAAUAUUGAUUAAAUGGUGCAUCCGAUCAUUUCAUUCAAAAGAAAACUUGAAGGCUGCGUGAACAACUGAGGCAGUUGGGAAGUUUAAAGAAAAAAAUGAUGGAAGCUAUCACUUGACCAUGGUAAUCUGUUUCAUCAUCUAAUGAUACUUCACACUCUGCCCUUACUUCUCCCCUCAACUUAAACUUUUGUAUUAACAUAUUAAUUUGUUAUUUGUUCUAAAUAAAAGAGUUCCAAAUUGUGACAGUGUAUGCUCUCCACAAUGCAGACUGCUUCAGUCUGUCUGCUGAUGCCAUCACAGUUUGGUGUUUUUACAUCAUAAGAUAUAAUAAUCAAAGGUGCCAUUGCGAUUGGACUUCUUGCAAUACCUUCCAUAACCUUUUUUUUCUUUAGACUGAUCCCAAAACCGCUUUUGUUUUUCACUUAUAAAUUCUAUGGUGCUUUAGCAAUGCUGGUCACAUGCUGGAAUGCAUUAGAAUAUUGGAGGAUGGAGAAGAGAUGACGAGUGAGUGUAUCAUAAUCAAAUGUUCGUAUAAUAAAUAUGUCUUCACUCAGUUUUGGUCGGUCCAUGGUGCCCUCUCAUCAAUUUGUGCUCUUUACUAACAUGCCUGUGUGUUAUCUUUGCCCUCAAGUUGUGAUACACUGGAAUUGGCACUUUCAGUUCUGUCAGUGACAGGGGCUCAUUAAUUUGAUCUACAUUGUAGGCUCACCUUAUCCAUUGCUGUAAUAUAAUUGUAUACAUUCAGUUCAUUCUAGUUUUUUCAAACAUACAAUUAUCUGGAGUUAUUUCAGCACUGAAGACAGUGUGUAUUUGUGUGUCUGCCCAGUCAUUUUUGUAUCUAUAAGAGUUGUUUCAAAACAGAAAAAUCCUAAAACUAUACAGCUUUUUCAUGCAUGUUGUCUUCAGCCUAAAAUUAGAUAUUACCAUAUUUUUCAAUUGAGUCAAAUUCUAAGCAGAACAGAUAGUGCUUCUUAUUUAAAUUCAGGACAGAACUUGGAUCUUAGAGAAUUAUAAUUUGACAUUUGAUUGACAAUGAUAAAGCAGGUUGAAAUGCAGACCCUAUUUCCAGCUUGACUUUAGUUUUUAUAGAGGACAAUAAUGUACUUCAUGGAAACAAGAAUCAAAACCAGAAGUAGUAAUUUGAGAUAGGACUGCAUACUAGGGCAUAGAUUGAAGAUUCAGCAGUAAAUGAUUUGAAAAAAGAAUCUGAUCAAUUCUCAGCCACUAUUUCUCCCUCACCUCAUACUUAAUAAACAGGAACAUUGGGUCUUGUAAACUCAGAAAAUAAGAUCAUGAAAGGAUCUUCUCUCUACCUACCAAAUUGAGGUCAGAGGUCACUGGAAAUGUAUGCUUGGUUCUGUCAAAAUUUGAAGAAAAUUAUAUUCAUACUACAAUCAGUACUGAGAAAAUGGUCCUCCGUUACAGACUUGAUGCAUGGUUCUGCUCUGCUUAUUUAAACUUAUUUAGCUGUGAAGUAAGAAGUUUAACCUAGUGAUAAAGACCAGGGUGGUAAGAACAGAGGCCACUGCCCUCUUUCUCUUUAUGUGCUCUCACUGCCAUUCCCCCAUCUUGAGUGAAGUAAAUAAUAAACAAUGGAAUCCUCAUGGUAGGAUUGCUAUGAAUCAACUCUGUAGUUUGCAAAAGUAAAGGCAGGAAUAUGCUUUAGCCACUGAAACAUAACAGACACUUUCUAGAUUUUGUUUUCAGGUUUUGUGGUAUGUGUUUGUAUAUUGUAGCAGAUGAGAGGAUGUUUAAACUAGAAAGUUACUUCCAACAGUGUGCUCCCUUCCUUAGGUAGUGAUUGCAUGUUUGCACAUCCCAUACCUUAACAUUCUUAUUUACACACAAGUUUUAAAGACCCAACACUUGUCUUCACAUCAGUGACAAUGUUAACAUGCUCCACUAUAAAACUUAGUGACUUACUUUGAUUCUGAAUGUUGCGUUUGCAAAAAAGCAACAAUAAAGCUAUUAUUGGAAUGACUGUAUAUUGGAACAUUGGCAGUAAUAUUACAGAAAACUCUGGUGUUUACUUUUCAAAUAUGAAAUGCCUUAUACAUCUAAUACUGGUCUGACACUGGAGUGGCUCUCCACAGUGACAUAUCAAACAAAAUAAAUAACUAGGAGUUGUGUGUCUUGGAGCCUCCGCAUUCUAGAAACCAUCAUUUUUAUUUUUCUUGUCUUUUUUAAAGUAAUAAAUUUAUAAUUAAAGUUUGAGUUGUUUCUGGCUUUUUUUCAGGUAACACUGUAUUUGCUAGGAAUACAUGUACUCAGGAGCAUUUAACCCUCGUAUGAGAAAGACUUGCAAGUUUUCUCGUGGCUAUUCUAAAUUUUGCCUUCACCCUGUAUGUAGUUGGCACUACAGCUUUUUUUUUCUUUUGCCUAUCGCACCCGUGCACUGGCUAGCCCUAAAUUUUGUAAUAAUGGCCUCUGAAAUUAGUGAUGUUCAGGACAUUUAGGUGAUCCUGGAAAGCAUGUUGUACUAAAGGUUUAUUGUGCUAUCAAGAUGUACUGGGGAACUACUGUCUUGAGAAAUCAAACUAUUUAGCUUUAUUUGUAACAAUCAAAGGGAGAUAUAAUAAAAAGCCUUCAGAAUACAAAAAAUAAUUGAUUGGAGUUGAACAGCUUUGAUGACCAAACUUUAUUGUGCAUCGUUUCUAGACUUGAUGGGUUGGGAUCCAAUCCUUCAGUAAAUACAGAAAUGUCUCAAUUUUUUUUUGUGGAAAAAUGCUAUGAUACAUAGGUGUCAUAAUUUUUUUAAUGUGUUUUUUGUACAUUUUCACCUUAACUUGAAAUACCAAAGAAAAACUAAAAUCUUCAAGAAUUCAUUGGAUGAAUUUUUUUGUACAGUUUUAUAACUGGUAAUGUACCAACGGAACUAUUUAAUGUUUGAAGAAAUGGACCACUAAUUUUUGUAAAUGUUUUGUGUUCUAAAUGUAAACAAAUUAAUACAUUUUUAGAGUAUUUAAAUGCCACAAUUCAAUAAAAUAUUUAAGUGUCAAUUAUGUUAUAUUGUUUGUAUUCGAAUACUUUGAAUGUGACUUGAGAUACCUGUUUGAGUUUCGUGUUACCCUGAACCUUUGGUGAAUUUAAUCACCAAGGUAGAUUGAGAAAGUUUUAGUUUAAUUUUAUUAAUUGUUUUAUAUCUGUAUGAGUGUUUACCGACAUUUGAAAGUGUAUUUUCAUAUGAAUCACUCUAGCUCAUUGGUCAGAAAUUGUCAUCCAACCAAGUGGAAACAAUAGGCUUUUAUAUAUCUUCAUUUCUUUUAAAUGUUGGAACUAAAACCAGAAAACAAUUCAGAGAAAUCUUACAGAGCCCGAGUGAGGAUUAUAGUUGGAGAAAAUAAACUCUUGUGUUUCACCAGCAAACUUCGACGAGGCAAACAAGGCAAGGCUGGGAUAAAUGGCAAUUUCUGAUUAACACAAUUCACAGGUGGCGUACCCAUUAGUCUUACUGAUGGUUCUGAAGUAGUAAACUAUGGAAUAACUUUGCAUUGAUCUGACAGUCAAAUCCAUUGGUAGUAUCUAUGAAUGGAGAGCUCUUGCAAAAUGUUAUAAUUAGUGUUUAAAGCAGCACAUGACCAUGUUAUCAUGAAACUUGUGUAGCUUUACUGGUUAAGAAUAUAAGUUUUGCUGUGUUCUAUGAUAUAUUUUGAUUAAUCUGUGCAGUGUAUCCAUUUUGUUAAUAACAUUACU
Molecule: messenger RNA, 5392 nt
Organism: Mobula hypostoma (lesser devil ray)
Lineage: Eukaryota; Metazoa; Chordata; Chondrichthyes; Myliobatiformes; Myliobatidae
Gene: asb7
Product: ankyrin repeat and SOCS box containing 7
Exons: 4
Coding region: 221-1177 (318 amino acids)
Biological process (GO): positive regulation of transcription by RNA polymerase II; intracellular signal transduction
Cellular component (GO): nucleus
Molecular function (GO): transcription cis-regulatory region binding; protein binding
Source: RefSeq, a predicted model, not a curated record